AUGAAUCACAAACGCGCAGGUUUUGGCCGUUCAUCACGCCCCACGUUUGCUAAGGAUCCUGCACUGAUCGAGCUGCAGUUUGUACAGUCAAUUGAGGAUUGGAGGAAAGAAAUGCAAAUCAGCCAAAUGAUUCUCGUGGGUCACUCGUUCGGUGCAUUUUUAGCAAGUUCUUAUGCGAUCGAGAAUCCGGAACGGGUACGCCAUUUGGUUCUCGUUGAUCCUUGGGGAUUUCCGGAAAAGCCGCCAGAACCGCCGAGACAACGACAUCGUCCAACAUGGAUAUGGGCUGCAACACAGGCUAUUUCUUUCUUCAAUCCUCUGACAGCCCUGCGUUUAGCAGGACCGUAUGAAUUUAAUUUAGGAGUCUCACUAAUCAAGAAAAUGCGGCCUGAUUUGAGCCUUCGUUAUGGAUGUGCAGAUCCAAAUGCCAUUUACGAGUACAUUUAUCAGUGCAAUGCUCAGGAGCCGACGGGUGAAACAGCCUUCAUUGAUAUGAGCUUCUCGUUUGGUUGGGCAAAGAGGCCGAUGCUCGGCCGGUAA
This is a messenger RNA of Gongylonema pulchrum, 540 nucleotides long. NCBI's taxonomy places the organism in Eukaryota, Metazoa, Nematoda, Chromadorea, Rhabditida, Gongylonematidae. The record is from the annotation of a GenBank genome assembly.